Messenger RNA from Cryptosporidium muris RN66, 3810 nucleotides. RefSeq names its product E1-E2 ATPase family protein. Bases 1 to 3810 code for a protein of 1269 amino acids. Gene Ontology annotation, cellular component: membrane. Gene Ontology annotation, biological process: copper ion homeostasis. The record is from RefSeq and is a predicted model, not a curated record. Gene Ontology annotation, molecular function: copper ion binding; nucleotide binding; P-type divalent copper transporter activity. Lineage: Eukaryota; Apicomplexa; Conoidasida; Eucoccidiorida; Cryptosporidiidae. The transcript has 3 exons.
AUGGAUACUGAUUAUUCAUUAGAUUUAAAUAUAACAGGAAUGACAUGCUUGUCUUGCUCAUCAGCAAUACGUAAUUUGUUGUUAAAAGUAUCAGAAAUAAAAGAUGCACAAGUAAAUAUUCUUACAGGAAAAGUGAAGAUCUUGCUUAGUGAAAUACCAAAGGCUCAUAAAGUAGAUGAAAUUCUUAAGUUGAUAACGAAUGCUGGAUUUGAAGCACAAAUAAUUCCAAAUCACUUUAUAAAUUACAAUAGAACUGAUUAUAAAGUAGAUGAUGGCAUCAUCGAUGUUACAUGUAGCAAGUCUAAGUUUGAUAGCAUUCAAUUGACUAAACCAAAUGCACAAAUGUUUAAUGAAAUAAAUUUUAAUAUUAUAAGUAUAAUAAAGUUAAAAAUAGUUACAGAAAACGAAAUUGAUAAUAUAGUUGAACGGCUCUAUAACUGCAAAGGGAUAAUAAAUAUUUUUUCAUAUAAAAAGUGGUCUAAGAUGCUAAUUUUAUACAAUAGCAAGGAAUUACAGUUAGAUGAAAUAAUAAGAAAAUGCAAUUUAUCCUGUGGUUCAUUUGUAAUGUUUAGUGGUUCAUUUGAAGAGAGUUACUGGAACUGUAGAUCUCAAUUAAAUUUGAAGUACACCUUCAAGAUAGAGAGUUUUGAAAAGACCUUAUUUGCAAAGAUUAUAUCUAAGUAUACAAAAAAAUCAAAAGAUAAACUACUUUUAAAUUAUAUAAAUUCGGUUAUUUCAUCUUAUUUAUAUGAUCUGUUUGGGAUAUAUGAUUUUACAGUGAGUGAGCAGAAAACUGGAAAAGAUCAUGUAAGUUGCUCUAAUUUUAUAUCAUUCAGUAUAUUUAUAUCAUAUAAUCCAUAUUUCCUUAGUGGAAAAGAUUUAUUUGUAUAUAUCAAUAAUAUACUUAGGUUAAAUAAAUCUGAAGAUAUAUAUUUUAAUGAUAUGAUAGUGAAGUUUAUACAUUACACUAUCCUACCUUCCAAUAGUAUAAACAAUGAAUAUGAACACUUAAGAAGUAAACUAAAUAAACGACUAUGGUACUAUUUUAGAAACUUUUCCGUUUCUCUACUCAUAUCAAUCAUUGUAAUUUCGAUGAGUUGGCUCAACAAUACAGAUAUUUUAAAUACAAUAAUUCGUACCUUAUCCAUUUCAUCUAUUGAUUCUCUUUCAUCUAUGUCAAUGGUACCAGGUAUACCUUGGAAUUAUUUAUUUACUAUGUUUCUUGUUACUCCAGUAGUUUAUAUAUGUGGUCACGCAUUUAAUAAAAAAGCGUUUCAGUGUAUUAUUUCUGGAGUACCUUCAAUGGAAGUAUUAAUAUCUAUAAGUAUGAAUACUUCCUUUUUAUACUCAGUAAUAAUGGCCCUAUAUAUUAUAAUGGUAACUAUUUAUAGCAAAUACUACGAUUAUUCAAGUAUAAAUAAUGACAUAUCACACUCUGAGCUUGAAACAAACCAAUCUACCGAGAAAUUUCCACAUUUUCUAGAUACAGCUUGUUUGCUUACUACAAUUAGCUUAUUUGGGAAAAUUUUGGAAAUCCGUGCAAAGUUAUUAGUAUAUAAAAUUUUGAAUAAUACAGAGAGUGUUAGUACUCCACAAAUUGUGAAUAUUUUGGAUUUGAACACUAUGAUUUAUGAAUCUGUAUACAAGAAUUACUUCACAAAUUUUCUUUGUUCUAUAGAGAAAUCUUCAUACUCCACAGAAGACUAUAUGAGUGAUAUUAAUGAUGUUUUUUAUCAGAAUGAUCAGCUAAAUCUUAACAAUAUGAUAGAUGUUCAGUUAGUUGAACUGGGAGAUAUUAUUCUGCUUUCAGAAAAUGAUAUUAUUCCUUAUGAUGGAAUAAACUUGUCAGUUGAUGCAGUAACAGUCAAUGAGUCAGUAAUUACAGGAGAAUCGAGGUACAUUGAAAAAUUAUAUGGAAAUUCAGUUUUAGCAGGAAGUAAAAUUAUUCAAGGAAAAAUCAUACUACACGUUAGAUCUAUAGGUACAGAAAGUACUUUAGGUAAAAUUGAAGCACUAAAAAGAAAUGCCAAAGAAAAUUAUGUACCAUUACCAUCAUCAAUUGAUAAAUUAGCAUUAUUUUUUGUUCCAUCAGUCUUUUUAUUUGCUUUGUGUUGUUUCAUAGUGUGGUUUACUCUGGCAUAUUAUGAUAUAGUUGAUCCUACAUAUAUGAUAACUUUAGAUCGCAUAGAUCUACGUGAUGAAUACAUCAGUAUAUUUAAAAAAUUUCCAAUAGGAUCGAAAAUAAUGUUUGGAAUGCACUUUGCACUUUCUGUUAUGGCUAUUUCUUGCCCUUGUGCAAUUGGAAUUACAAUUCCGAUUGUAACAUUAAUAUCGACUAUAAAAGCAUUAAAUAAUGAUAUACUAGUACAAUCACCCCAUAUAUUUGAUUCAAUAUUAAAAAUUAAAUCUGUUGUUUUUGAUAAAACUGGGACACUUACAAAUGGCAAGGCUCAGGUAAUAUCCUGUAUAGUAAAUUGUUACCUAAGUGAAACCAUACAAAAAAUUGAAGGGUUUAACAUUACAGAGAAAUCAAAUAUACUUCCUCAAUCUGAUAUAUACUUUAUUCCUAAAAAAGUAAAUCAUAAAUAUCCAAAAUAUACCACAGAUACUGAGUGUCACCAAAUGUUAUGGUGGCUAAUUGGAAGCGCAGAGUACAAUAGUAGCCAUCCGAUUGGCAGCGCAUUACGCUCAUACGCAGCAAGUAUUCUUCUAGAUAAAAAUGGUGAUAAAUUGGCUAAAUUUACUCAACCAAAGUGGUACAAAUACUUCCCCGGAAGGGGAAUCGUUUCUAUUGUUGAAAAUGUCAAACUAAUACUUACAAAUAAUUGCAGCACAACACUCUUUGAGUAUCCAAUAGUUAAAGCAACUAUUAAAGGUACAGAUGCUAAUUCAGAUUGCAUGGUAACUGAGAAAUCUUAUGCUAAUUUAGAGAAUUGGUAUGAAUUUUGGACAAAUCAAGGUGCAACAGUUGUAUAUAUAUUCAUUGAUGAAGGAUAUAAUGAACCUUUCUGUCCAGUUGAUGAUCUAUAUAGUAAUAAAGACAAAUUAGUAUUAAUAGGAUCUGUUGCUUUGUUGGAUGAACAUAUGAAUGGUGCUAUAGAGUGUAUAAACUAUGUUAAGGAUAAGAUUAGUGACAACAUUUGGCUUUGUACGGGAGACUCAAAGUGUACAGCAGAAGCAAUUGCAUUAAAGGUUGGGAUUGACAUAGAAAGAGUAAUGAGUCAUGCACUACCAGGAGAUAAGUUGUGCUUGGUAGAAGACCUUAAGCUAGAUCCUAGAGUUGCUCACAUAAUGAAUAAGGUAAAGCAAUCAUAUGAGGAAGUUAAUAACUGUGAUAAUUAUUCCCUUAAUGGCAAUACUAAGAGAUUUGAAGCAGGUUCAUAUAUAAAUACCUCAAGCUUUAAGAUUACAUGCGAUGAUACAGCAAAAAGAGUUACCGUGAAAAAAAGAAGUCACAAUCCUGUUAUGAUGGUUGGUGAUGGAAUUAAUGACUCAGCAGGUUUACUCGCAGCUGAUAUCGGUAUUUUAUUAGGCAAGGAGGGUCUAAGUGAUUUUUCAAGUGCCGAUAUAGUAAUAUUAUCAAACUAUCAAUAUGGACUUUUAUUUCUUUUAAAACUAGCAAGGGAGACGCACAAAAUAAUAAGAAGUAAUUUAACUUGGGCACUUGUAUUUAAUAUUGUAGCAAUACCUUUAGCAGCUGGUAUACUUUAUCCACGUGUUGUCAUUCCUCCAGUAGCUGCAUCAUUAUUAAUGAUGUUAAGCUCAGUUAUAAUAAUUCUAUCAAGUUUGUCACUAUAUUUCUAUAUGUAG